UUAGGACCACUUGGGUCAAGUAUACUUGAGACCAACCCGUUCCCGUUACCGCUACCGCGAAAACCCACCCAAAACCCUUAAACCAAUAACACCCCUCUGUAUCUCCGGUGUAGGCGUUAAGGGCGAGAGCUUCAUCACUUCCCCGCAGUUUGAUCACAGUGAUCAAUUGAAAUCGAGACAACCUGGGAAGUUUACUCUGUGAUGAACUGCUUGUGGCAUGUGUCUUCAUAUACUGCAGCUAUAGUUAGAAGGACUAGUCAUUUUGUUGCGAGGAGUUCUUUGUAUGGAUGUGCUAAUUCCUCAUGGAAAAUAAACUUCGACUACACUGGUAUUAGGGCAAUCUAUUUAGAACCUGUGCUGACAAGGUUUCAUGUUCGGAGCUAUUCGUCUCGAAGGGUUAGCAAAAGCACGUCUCGGUUACGGAAGUUAGAUUCCGAGCCGGUGAUGGAACAAGAGAAGGAUGCGUUCUUUGUUGUGCGGAAAGGGGAUAUUGUCGGUGUUUAUAAGAGCCUGACUGAUUGUCAGGCUCAAGUUGGAUCUUCAAUAUGCGAUCCUCCAGUUAGUGUGUACAAAGGAUAUUCUUUGCCUAAGGACACUGAGGAAUAUCUCAUUGCUCGCGGGCUUAAGAAUGCUAUCUACACUAUUAAUGCUGCAGACUUGAAAGAAGAUCUUUUCGGCACUCUUAUGCCUUGCCCUUUUCAAGAUCCAGCUUCUUGUAGAGGUGAAACAUCUAGCAAGGUUGCUUCUAAAAAAAGAUCACAGGAAGUGCAUGAAUCGGAAAUUGCGGAAAUAGUUGGUUCUGCAUCCAUUUCAACAGAUCCCUUGAGAAAGCAUGUCAAGCUAGACCAUUCUGCUGUGGUUGAAGCUCCUUCCGCUGCUUGUGUUUUCUUAUCCCACUGUUUGGUGUUGAUGAAGCCAAAAAAGUGGCUCAGAACCAGGCAAUCCUGUAUUCUUGAGUUUGAUGGUGCAUCAAAAGGAAAUCCUGGACAAGCUGGCGCAGGAGCUGUGCUGCGAGCUGAAGAUGGAAGUUUGAUCUGUAGAUUGCAGGAAGGUUUGGGCACAGCAACCAAUAAUGUUGCUGAAUAUCGAGCUUUGAUUUUGGGGUUGAAAUAUGCUCUUAAAAAGGGUUUUACUACCAUCCGUGCCCAAGGAGACUCCAAGCUCAUCUGUAUGCAGGUUCAGGGUUUGUGGAAAGUCAGAAACCAGAACAUGUCUGACUUGUUUGAGGAGGCAAAAAUAUUGAAGGAGAAAUUUCUUUCGUUCAAGAUAAAUCAUGUCUUAAGGGAACAAAACUCCGAGGCUGAUGCUCAAGCAAACUUUGCAGUCAGUCUUGCUGAUGGUCAAAUCGAGGAGUUGGGAUACAAGAAGAGCAGAGCCUGGGAACCUAAAAUGAUGAAUAUGACGACAAUGUUGACGAGAGGCGUUCGAAAUUUAACCGCCGUAACAAAGAGAGCUUCGUUUUACCGCUUAUUUUCUUCAGCCUCGUCGUCAACCCCCUCUACGCCUCCUCCCGGCGUCGUCGUUUCGGGUGCCGCUGCUGACGUGGCCGAUGUCGACGAAGAAGAAGAAGAAGCGCAGAAUCUGGUGUACUCGGAUGCAGCCGCUUCCUUGGCCGUCAAGCCGGCGAUCCCCACUCUCCUUCAGCCACGUGUCGUCGUCUACGACGGCGUCUGCCACCUCUGCCACCGAGGGGUGAAGUGGGUGAUCGAAGCAGACAAGUAUAGGAAGAUCAAGUUUUGUUGCCUUCAGUCGAAGACUGCCGAGCCGUACUUGAGGCUGUGUGGUGUGGACCGCGAGGAUGUUCUCCGUCGCUUUUUAUUCAUCGAAGGCCCGGGCUUAUAUCACCAAGCAUCAACCGCUGCCUUGAGAGUUUUGUCAUACUUGCCGCUGCCUUACUCUACUUUAAGCACACUCUUGGUAGUUCCAACUCCACUGAGGGAUGCUGUCUACGAUCAUGUUGCCAAGCGACGCUAUGACUGGUUCGGGAAGAGUGAGGAUUGCUUAGUUUUGCAAGAGAAAGAGCUGCUUGAACGUUUUAUUGAUAGGGAAGAAAUGAUGGACCAGAGUAAAUCAGAUUUGUGAUUAGCUUUUUAAAUGCCAUCAGCCACGUUUUGUUUGUAUAUGCAUUGGUUGAUAUUCUUAAGGGAACAUAUAAAUAUAAUGUUGUAAAUGUGGGGUGUAGCUUGGCAAAGCCUUUUUUGUCCCAAGUAGGAGUUAUAUUACUGGGAUUACAGAUGAUCAGAUGCUAUGCAACGUAAUUCAACACUUACCUUUUGAUCAA
Molecule: messenger RNA, 2281 nt
Organism: Alnus glutinosa
Lineage: Eukaryota; Viridiplantae; Streptophyta; Magnoliopsida; Fagales; Betulaceae
Exons: 14
Coding region: 202-2082 (626 amino acids)
Molecular function (GO): RNA-DNA hybrid ribonuclease activity; protein-disulfide reductase activity; nucleic acid binding
Source: RefSeq, a predicted model, not a curated record